Galendromus occidentalis (western predatory mite) is the source of this 758-nucleotide messenger RNA. Its product is annotated as cAMP-responsive element-binding protein-like 2. Gene Ontology annotation, biological process: regulation of DNA-templated transcription. Lineage: Eukaryota; Metazoa; Arthropoda; Arachnida; Mesostigmata; Phytoseiidae. Gene Ontology annotation, molecular function: DNA-binding transcription factor activity. The transcript is spliced from 4 exons. Gene Ontology annotation, cellular component: nucleus. The record is from RefSeq and is a predicted model, not a curated record. The coding region runs from base 112 to 537 and encodes 141 amino acids.
AUAACAGAAACAUUCUCUCAUGUCAACUGCGCAGUUACUCUGAAUUGAAGCCAAAGUUUUGCGAAGCGCGGCAGGAAUCGUCGUAGGACUCUAAUCGUCUGAUCGGCAGCUAUGGAAUACUCCAAAGACGAUCUCUACAUCACACUGGAUGACUACGCGAUGCAGGACGAUGAGCGCGAUCUAGAUUUCAGCCCUGGACAGAAACGAUCUCGACGAGGGGUUCGAAAGAGCAGCAGCGGAUCAACGAUGCCUCUCUCGACAUCGCUCCCGUCUACGUCUGGAAUUCACAUGCCGAAAGGAUCUGAGAUGAAGGUUCGUCUUGAAAGAAGUCGGCAAAGUGCGCGAGAAUGCCGUGCUCGUAAAAAGCUUCGGUAUCAAUACCUUGAGGAAAAAGUCAAAGAACGAGAAAAGGCUGUUAUGACCUUGAGAGAGGAGUUUGCGAAGUAUUUGGAAAUGUAUCGACUACUCGAGAAAGGGAUGUAUCCGCCCGAGAUCGACAUGCUCCUCAACGAGCAGACCGAAAUUUCCAAGGCUUAGACUGGAAUCGUCCGAACGAGCGAUAUCUCAUUCGCUACUAGCCGCUUCCCCUCCCGCUAAUCUGAACUUCAGUCUUCGGAAUAUGUAGGAGCUCGUUAUCGGUUGCUCCCAUCUCGAUAGGGGAAUUCCAUCCUGCGAGCCAUCACCUUGGAUCUAAGCUGGAGAGUUUUGUACAUAUCUUCUGUUGUGAAAUAAAGAGAGUCUCAGUCGACCACGCCAAA